AUGCUUAACAUCUUAACGUCUUGGCACUCCCUCGGUAUGUACCGCGACCAAGGGAUCCCACGCACAAUUCCCGGCGGCUUUUACACCUGCACGACGUCUGCAGCAAUUGGUCCGGGUCCCAGGAGACGGGUUUGCGGAUGUAUCAUUGGCUUCACCGCUCAUUUUGCUCGUUCACCAGCGGUAGCGAUCGAGUGCUGGAGCACAGAAGUCGGCGACGUGCGUCUUGUGGCGGGGUUGCAGCUUCCAAAGCCUGGAGUGCUUUUGUUGGAUGCUUUGCUGCUCAUCUUCUGGAGAACCAUAGAUGAUCUCACCGCGCGUCCGCACUCGCUUGCCCUGGCACGCUGUCUGACCGCGUCACCUGCUACCACCCGUGUCAACCCAGAUUUCCUCGACCCACCACCCCUCUCAUCAUCUGCGGAAGAAAUAGCUCGCUCCACCAGCGCGACACUCCUUUCAAUCUCGUCUCCGGGAAACGUUAGGGGAGAGCGCCCCUGCGUCCGCUAA
Molecule: messenger RNA, 504 nt
Organism: Trematosphaeria pertusa
Lineage: Eukaryota; Fungi; Ascomycota; Dothideomycetes; Pleosporales; Trematosphaeriaceae
Exons: 1
Coding region: 1-504 (167 amino acids)
Source: RefSeq, a predicted model, not a curated record